Molecule: messenger RNA, 612 nt
Organism: Mesocestoides corti
Lineage: Eukaryota; Metazoa; Platyhelminthes; Cestoda; Cyclophyllidea; Mesocestoididae
Source: the annotation of a GenBank genome assembly
AUGUGUGACCAUCGUGGGCACUGUGAGCAUGCGCAUUCUUACGAAAAUUUAACCGAAUCAUACAGCCUUUACAAAUUUAUUGAUACACCAAACUUAGUUUGCCUUAACGAGAGCGUACCUGAUUCUGGAAAACAGAUUUUUAAGCCUUUUGAGGAAAGAAAAGAUGCAACAACUUUUGUUGAAAGUGAUGAUGACGAAGAGCUCCUUUUUAACAUACCCUUUACUGGGUCUGUGAAACUGAAGGGCAUAAUUAUAGCUGGCGAGAAUGGGGAAGCCCAUCCUGCCACCGUUUCAAUUUAUAAGAAUAGGCCGUUUAUGACCUUUGCAGACACUGAAGCUGAAUCUGAUCAGUGUUUGGAAUUACAUCCUGAUCCUCUCGGUGAAAUCACGUAUCCCUUAAAAUCUGCGAAAUUCGGAAGUGUCCAUCAUCUGAGUCUCUAUAUUAGCAAAAAUUUCGGUGCAUAUCACACUCGCAUCCACUAUAUUGGCCUUCGGGGUGAUUUUACCGAAGUAAGACGUCAGGAGGUCGUCAUAACUAAUUACGAAAUUACGCCAAAUGUUGCUGACCACAAGACUGAUAUGUUGAACAAACCCAGCCACUAUGUCGAAUAA